GGAGAGAGAGAGAGAGGCUCCAGCAACGGGACGAGCGGACAGGUCGCCGAUGGCUCCCCGGAGCGGCCGCUUCCUCGGCCUCCUGCUGCUCGCACAUCACCUUAUUCUGCUCACUGCCUGCAAUGAAGCCUAUUACUCCUACAUUAUCCAAGACAUUUGCUUGGAGACCUUCAGAUUUCAGAUGACUGAUAUCGGACAGAAGCUCUGGUGUGACUGGGAAGCCACAUUAAGUUACUAUUGGGAUCUCACCAACUGCACAUUCCUGAUUGCCAACAAGAUGGACUGUUUUUGGCCGAACCAAGUGGUGGAUCAAUUCUUUGUCACCGUCCACAAGGAAUACUUUGCAAACUGUUCAGUGUCUGGGAGAGGUCUGGGGGAUCCCCCAAACAACAUCAUAGGGCCUUUCAUUAUGAUCCCAGUGAUGGUCACGUUGCUUAUGACAGCACUUGUGGUCUGGAGAAGCAAACAAAAUGAGGGCAUUGUCUAAAGGCUUUACAACCUCUUCUUGCUGUAGAGGACACAAGUUUUAACCUUGAUCUAGCCAAUUUUACAUAGGAGAACAUCAACAACAGGUUGGGCUUUCAGAAGCUAAAGGUGAAUCCAAACUCUCUGUUGAAUGAUCCUCUGGUACCUAAACAGCAAGUGGAAAACACAAGACAUUCUAGGUACUACUGCUCCUAAUCAGGGAUAUAGGUCAAGUUUAACAAAUUGUUUAAAAAAUUCUGUAUUAUCUUUCAAACUUUAAUACUUGGUCAAAGUUUAAAUCACCUGGAACCAGCCCUUAAACAUUUGUGAUGUUAGUGAUGAGUUUGACAAAUUUUAGACUGCGUGAGAUCAAUACAUGCUCAGCACUGAACUCUCAAAGGGGCUAUACCAGAUUCACAGUGUGCUGAAAUCAUGUUUUCUUUUCUAGGUAAUGCAUUUCUGCAACUUAUUGAUGUAUUCAUGCAAACAUUGGUAUCGAUGGUGCAAGACAUGAACCUUUGUUCCUGAUGAAUGAAUGAAUUGACCGAGCAUUGUGUUAUUUUAGGCUGCAGAAACAAAUAUAGUCAACCCAUUAAUGCCCAUAAAACAAGAAGAAUGAGGUGAAAAUACGUUGCUAGAAAAAUUGUAGCUGAAGAGCCAGCAAAAUGUAAUUUUUAUUUUAAUCCAGGAUACCAAUUUUGGUGUGAUUUUUCAUUAUUUUGAAAACCUAACCUGUUGAGCAGUCUCACUGCUUUCUGAACACAAAACGUUGUAUUGGAACUCAAAUCUUGGAUUUGAGUAAGAAGUUAGUAGGUGAGGUUCUAAGUUGGCACUUGGGCUGACAAGUUUUGAUCGGAAACACAUUCAAAACAUUUCAAAGGAAAAUGAACAAAAGGUUAAAGAAGAAAAUUUUACAGGUCUAUGGUGAAAAGAACAGGUGUCUAAUUGAACAGUUAUUGUACAUCUUCUCUAGAACUGGUUCCAUUUUGAUCUAUGCUAAACUUGGCCUUCAACCAGGGUGAUAAUGGAGAGAGACUAUAAUUGCUGCCAAUGUUUUUACACAGGAAUGGAACAUUAUUAGCACUUCCCGCUGCUGUUGUUUAACUAUAUGUCCCUGCUAGAAAGCACAAAUUUGAAUGUUCAUGGAGGCUAGAAUUGGAAAAGGCCUUGUUUGUUGUCAAAUAGCCUUCAGGCUUCAGUGUGUGGAUCAGCCCAUAAAGAAUGCAACUACCUUCCAAAAAGAUUAAAGAUUCUUAAGAGGGAAUAGGAAGAGAACUUUAAAAGGAAUGCUUUUGUGAAAGUUGGUUCAUAGAAAAAUGUUCACCAAUAACACCUAUUAGGUAAAUGUAAAGUUACCAUAGUCCCAGAGGGCUACUGGGCUGCUGUCUGAUUAGAAAGAGCCAUUUGGUGAUGGUUUAACCUGUAGGUCACCACAUCUCAGAGAAAGGGGGAGGAAGGAAAAUUCCUAUUGUAACAUUUACUAAAGAUAUAUUAAACCAACAGAAAGCACCAGAGCCUCAAAUUCUCAGCAGCAAAUUAAAAACAUAAAACAUUAGAAUGUUGGAUAGCCAGGCAAUAACAGACAGAAAUAACGUUUCACAAGAAGAGGGAAAGGUGAGGGAUAUAAAACAGAAUUUCAGCAAAACCAGGGCAAAUGAUGGGGGAGGGGGAAGGGGAAAGUGGAAGAGAAGGCGAGGGAGACAAAGAACAAAAAAGGUCUGUGAUCAGGUAAAAAGCAGGAGAGAUUAAUUAACAAAUGAGGGUGAUAGCACAUAGAACAUUACAGCGCAGUACCUCAAUGUUGGACCUCUAUGUUGUGCCAACCUGUGGAACCAAUCUGAAACCCAUCUAACCUACACUGUUCCAGUUAAUCCAUAUGUUUAUCCAAUGACCUUCCAAAUACCUUUAAAGUUGGCGAGUCUACUGCUGUUGCAGGCAGUGCGUUUCAUGCCCCUACUACUGAGUAAAGAAACUACCUUUGACAUCUGUCCUUGAUGGGGCAAGACAAAAUGGAAAUGGUAAAGGGGGGGGGGGAG
Hemiscyllium ocellatum (epaulette shark) is the source of this 2501-nucleotide messenger RNA. It is a transcript of the gene ramp1, whose product is annotated as receptor activity modifying protein 1. The record is from RefSeq and is a predicted model, not a curated record. Gene Ontology annotation, cellular component: signaling receptor complex; cell surface; membrane. Gene Ontology annotation, biological process: cellular response to hormone stimulus; intracellular protein transport; regulation of G protein-coupled receptor signaling pathway. The coding region runs from base 50 to 487 and encodes 145 amino acids. The transcript is spliced from 3 exons. NCBI's taxonomy places the organism in Eukaryota, Metazoa, Chordata, Chondrichthyes, Orectolobiformes, Hemiscylliidae. Gene Ontology annotation, molecular function: coreceptor activity.